AUGGAGGAGGAAGGCAGUUCCUCUCACAACCUCAAGGCCAAUCUGGAAUUGCGUCAACAGCUAGAGGAAGCGACAUCGGCACCAAACGAGGCGCCUUUGAGUGUGACUGACCCGCAGAUCUCUGGCAGUCAAGUUGAAGCAGGUUCCACUUCGGAAAGCCCGAAUGCAAAAAGGAAGCCCACAUUUCCUGGGCCAUAUCCCCGCCCGUUCGAGGCUGUGCAGCGGGAAGAAGAUCUCAAAGAGACCUUCCGCCAAGCAGCUGAGCGGAGCAGCUGGAAUCCAGACUACCAGUCCGAUGAGAAUUGGAAUGGACGCCAUCAGCUUUCAUAUUGCAAUGAUGAGAUGAGCCAAAACUGCCGAUGCUAUUUUGAUAGGUGGUUGGACCAUAAAGAACUACUGCCGCAAGAUGCAAUCCAGGUUCAAAAGCCCACAUGGCGACUGGAGCCAGACGGUGUUAGCCCAGCACAACGCAAGAUUGAGAGACAAUCAAGCAUGCUGUAUUCCGUAACUGGACCUGGUUUGCGUGCAGGUGCGCAACCCGUGCAGCCUGCGGAAACGGUGCGGGCGAGGGUUUCAAAGGAGAACGUCAUCAAAAGACGGGCCAUGAGGAUAUCCCGUGAGCGACCGUGGGAACUCCCGCCGCCACCCUUCUUUCUGUCGCAGAAGCGCUUGCCAUCUCAGACUGCGGACUCCCGAAUCUCGAAUAUCUCUAUGACCUCUGCAGGCACACAGACAGAGAUCGGAACUGGCGCGGAGCUGCCGAACUGGAUGAAGGAACAGGGAUGGGAUGGCCAUCACCAUGCCACUUGGAGCAACUUUCAAAACCUUCAAGGCGAGAUCUUGAACCCCGCGCCAGUGCGGUCCUAUUUCGAUCGCCCGCGCGAGCCCGAUGUCGGGGCACGGAGUGCUGAGAAGAAGCCCUUAGACCCCAAAGCGGGUAUGGUACGGAUUCUUCCUCUCUGGCGGUUGGAGCCUUUGCCCGGGGCCGACCAUACCGAACCUGAAAGGGGGCUCUGGCCUCGCGACGAGCCGCUCGAGUCCGGAUCAGGGAGGCCGCUUCAAAAGCGUGCCGAGAUCCUCGGCACCAGGCACGAUGCAUCACCAGAGUUCAAGCACAAGUCUACAUGGAGCUGCCCGUCGCUUCUAACGACAUGUCCAAGUGUGGAGCUGGUCCAGAAGCAGCAAAGCUGGAAUGCACGACAUCAGCUCACCUUCCAGAACGAGGAGGUGUCCAGACUUGACCGCUCCUACUUCGACCGAUUCCGCGAGCACCAUGAGCUCCGCACACCGGAGUCACCUCGCCAUGCAGACUGCUCCGUGUGGAGCCUCGGCAAAGACAUCCCGGCCAAGGAGUCGGCCAGGCUGAUCCUAAGCAACAGCGAGCCGCGUUUCCGCAACGAUGGGAAGUGGAUGCAUCGCCAUCAACUUGCGUUCGACAAUGCUGGUGGUAGGAUGCCCGUUCAGCGAAAUCUGCGGUGCUACUUCGAUCGUUGGCGCGACUUUCCCUCGGAGGCCAACCCGAAACCAAACGACAUUCUCCCAGAGGAUGCGAGUCGCGGGGCCUUUACCUUCAUGACGGAGUCCGCAAGAGGGAAGCAACGUUGCAAGCUGAAGGACUCGCAGAAUGCCGACAACUUGAAAGUGGACGUAUGGAGCCUGUCAGAGAAGCCGUCGAAGCAAAAGGUGCCCAAAGUGGAAGAGACAUUUCGAAGCUGCGAAGAUGAGCACGGCAUGAGCAAGACUCAGAAAGAGAAGCGGCGAUCUAAAUGGACAUGCAACCAUCAUGUUGUGUUUUGA
Symbiodinium natans is the source of this 1797-nucleotide messenger RNA. Lineage: Eukaryota; Dinophyceae; Suessiales; Symbiodiniaceae. The record is from the annotation of a GenBank genome assembly.